Taeniopygia guttata (zebra finch) is the source of this 2676-nucleotide messenger RNA. The record is from RefSeq and is a predicted model, not a curated record. Lineage: Eukaryota; Metazoa; Chordata; Aves; Passeriformes; Estrildidae.
CAGUGCUCUGGGUACCCUGUGCCCAAACCAACCUGGGACUCUUUAAUUCUACUCUGCAUGUGCUGAGACUAAGAAUAAGACUGAAGUGAGAUUUUUUUUUCACCCACCAAGUCUGUCAUCCUGUAUACAGGUAAAUCCUGAAGAAAGACUCACUUCAGUAGGAUAUUUUAUGAAUGUCUGGGAGUGGUAGAACAGAGGAAUAGUCUAUGGAUGCUGAAUAACACUGCAUCAUUUACUGGAUUCCACCACAGCCAGGAAUCCGGGAAAAAGACAGUAAAAGAACUUUUAAAAAAAAGUCCUGCUGAAAAUAAAUGCCUUUGUGGUUAAAAACCAGCCAGUUGGAACUGAAACAGUGUUUUCUUAGGGUGGCAGAACAGUUGGAAAAGUUGUUGGAUUAUUUUUGGCAGUGGCCAGCACAUUAUAGCUCUAUCAUUACUGGUACUCAACUCUCCAGAGUUCACUGAAAGGGUUAUUACUUCACCAGUACAUUCCUGCAAAAACACAGCAUGCUCCAUCUGUAGCAUGAAGCUCUGGAUUCUGAAACUCUGUGUGACCUUUCUGACACGCUGAUAUGAGUGCAACCAGCUCAGCUCCCAGACACUGCUACACCCAGGGAGAGCCUGACCACAGCAGUGGCCAAACCACUGUGCACGUAACAGGGUGACUCCUGUGCCCUGCACUGAUGGAAACAGGCUGCGAAGGUUUCAGCUGGAGGUUUAAACAUCAAGUAAGUUGCACCUGGGUGUUGUAAGAGCCAAACCUAGUGGCUGCCUUUGCUGGCAGCCAGUGCUCCCACUGACAGACUGUGCAGGUGGAAAGUGAGUCCAAUUCAUGCUUUGGUUAGCAGCUUGUUCUCCUUAGCAAAUGCACUUCAGCCUGAUGCAGCAGGAUUUCUGCAGUACAGGAGUACCUUAUCCAACCCCUAUUGACCUUAUACAACCCCUACUUCCCUUAUGAAAUUGGGCAGAUAAGCUAUUGAAUAAUAAGAUUAAUAAAAUACUACUUCUAUCUCAUUCAGUGACAUGAAUUUACAAUCAGAAAAUGUGUUUUGCUGAGAAGGUGUCAGUGUGCUGGAUUUAAGAAGAAAGAAAGAAGAUUUAAGAAGAAGAAAAUAAUGGUUUUCCUUUAGCUGGGGUCUGGAUGACCAUUCCCAACGUAGUGAUUAAGACUGGAGUCAUUGCUGCCCUUACAGCAGCAACACAACAAACACCUAAGUAUUUACUUUUAUGUGCCUGUGAGUUUUGUGUCUUUAAUUCUUCUCAAAUAUCAGCCACAAUCAGAUAAUUGUCUGCCAAUAAAUGCCAAUUUGUGAUUCUCCUCCUGAAUUUAAUUGCAACCAAUUUUGCUUCCCAGAACAGAUGCUGGGGCCAUGAGCCCUGUUUUGUGCCUGGCUGCUGAGCAGUGCCAUCAGGUAUUGCUGCCCCACUCCUGGGUUUGCUGAGCCUGGAAGGUGCCUGAGAGGAGUGGGAAUAACCACUCUAAAAUAACCACAGUCUAGCAAAGGUGCUGAAUAAAGGCAGCCCUGUCUUUAUGUGCUGCUCUGCAAAGUCUGGACAAGCUUGGUGCUGUGACAGGGAAAAGGACAGCUCAGAAAGCCAAGGGGGUUUGUCCCUGUGCUCCUGCUGCCAAGGGGGGAAUGGGAAUGGCACCGAGGACACUGAUUUGCUGGCUGAUUAUUGACACCAACCCUUCUGCCCUAGUGACCCGUGGCACACGCAGCUGGCAGGAGCAGCAGGGCCCCAUGGCAAGGUGCAGCCCAGCCCGGCUCAGCUCUGGAUGAAGUAAGGACCUUGCUGGGGGAGCAGUUCUUCGUGCAGUCCACGCAGAGGUCAGAACGUAAUGCCCAUGCUGUUCUACACUCUGACUGCAGCUUUUUUGAUCGGCACACAGGCAGCUCCCAAGUCAGAGGACAAUGCCCCACUGGAGUUUCCUGCAGAACACUCCCUGCUCAGUACGCGGAGCGACCGACCCCACAUUGCCCAGGAGGCUCCGCAGACAUCCCACGGCCACGCCACGUGGAGCCUCGGCAGGAGAGAAGCUCUAAACAUCACCGUGGACCCCAAAAUCUUUCGGAAGCGGCGUUUCCGGUCUCCCCGGGUGCUGUUCAGCACGGAGCCCCCGCCGGUGGCAGGGCAGGGCCAGAAUUUGGGAUUUCUCAGCAGCACGGGGGCUCUCAACAGGACUGCCAGGAGCAGGAGGAGCACGCACCCUGUGCUGCACCGCGGGGAGUUCUCAGUGUGCGACAGCGUCAGCAUGUGGGUUGGGGACAAAACCACGGCCACCGACAUCAAGGGCAAGGAGGUGACGGUGCUGGGCGAGGUCAACAUCAACAACAACGUCUUUAAGCAGUACUUUUUCGAGACCAAGUGCAGGGACCCCAAGCCGGUGUCGGGCGGGUGCCGCGGCAUCGACGCCAAGCACUGGAACUCGUACUGCACCACCACCCACACCUUCGUCAAGGCCCUGACCAUGGAGGGCAAGCAGGCGGCCUGGAGGUUCAUCCGCAUCGACACCGCCUGCGUCUGCGUGCUCAGCAGGAAGGCGGCCAGGCCCUGAGCCCACGCCCUCCAACCCCCCUACCUCAGCCUGUAAAUUAUUUUAAGUUAUAAAGGACUGCAUGGUAUAUUUAUAGUUUAUACAGUACAGAAAGAACCUCAUUAUUUAUUAAACUCUUUU